UCUUUUUCAAUAACAUAUAGGUAUAGAUUGAUGGAAUAUUCGAAGGAACAGAGAUACCAGAAUGGUGAGAUGUGCAGCCAUUGGGUGUCUUCUUGUCCAAGUAAACAAGCCAAUGCUUAUGCAAGAAACUUAUCUCUUCCAAAAUCUUGUCUCUCCAUAAGUUCCUUCUUCUCAGGCUAUGGAGGAAACAGUCAGCUCAGGGAUACUUGAAGAGAAAAUCUUCGUUGCAGUUGGGAAAAAUGUGUGGAAGAACACAUCAAAUCUCCUAUGGGCGUUAGAAAACUCCGAGGGAAACAGAAUCUGCAUCCUUCAUAUUCACCAGCCAUCUCCAACGAUUCCUGUCUUGGGUACCAGAUUCGAAGCUUCCACGGCUGAUGAGGAGUUAGUGAGAGCAUAUAGAGGCAAAGAAACGGUGAAAACAGACAAGAUUCUACAAGAGUACCUUAGUAUUUGCCUGAAGAAAGGGGUACAGGCAGAGAAACUGUGUUUUGCAAUGGACUCAAUCGAGAAAGGGAUUUUGGAAAUGAUACAACAGCAUAAAAUCAGGAAGCUUGUUAUGGGAGCUGCUGCAGAUAAACACUAUUCCAUGAAAAUGGAGGAUCUUAGGUCCAAGAAAGCAAGCUUCGUCUGCGAACAAGCGCCUGCUACUUGUCAAAUACAGUUUACCUGCAAAGGAAACCUUAUCCACACAAGGUUUGGUGAAGACCUUUUUGUUUUCACAGAGAUAUCCACAACUGCUGGAUGCUGCUUUUUGCUGAUGUUUCCUGAUCAAUGUAGGGAAGCUAGAAUGGAUGAAGUUCGAGCUCUCUCUGCGCUCUUGUCUGAGUUUCAGCGGCUUGGGUUGCCACAAAUAAGCACCAAUACGCUUCAAGAGGUAGCAAGUUUGGAUGGACAAAACGACAAGGGAUCCUCCUCCUCUUGUCAGUCUGCUGGUACAUUGUCACACCCCGGAAGAUCUGAGGACUCAAUAAACGAAGUUCAAGAGGAACCGAAUGACUCAUCUUCUCAAGUUUUCCCGUGCAGCGGAAUGGGACUAAACAUGAUAAACUUCCUGAUCAACUACACCAAGCUAUGGCAGAAGCUCACAGUUCAAAACCAUGAGCAUCGUGAGUGACUCUCCAAUUUAAACGUCUCCUGAAAGAAGAGAGAGAGAGAGAUAAAAACUGCAAUGAACUGAUAUAGUUGUAUAUACAAUGUAUGUAACAAGAAUCAUUUGUGUGAGAUGUAGCUACUUGUGACUUCUUCUUUUCUCGUCUGGUGUGACUUGUGAGUUGUGAUGCUAAAACAAAUGGAACCUGUCUUCAUUA
This is a messenger RNA of Camelina sativa (false flax), 1307 nucleotides long. Lineage: Eukaryota; Viridiplantae; Streptophyta; Magnoliopsida; Brassicales; Brassicaceae. The record is from RefSeq and is a predicted model, not a curated record.